UAUUGUUCCAAAACUGCAUGUUGCUCUUUGACUACUUUCAUAAUGACUCACUUUUAACUUACAAUGAAGGUGAAUGGUGACUGAGAAGUCAAAGUAAAACUAAAAUCUAUAUAUUUGCGUUAACUGUACCUUCAAACAUUUCGGUGUAAAUUAACAGUAAUUGUAUUAAAAUGAAAUACAUUUUAGUGAAGUUAUAAAAACACAUACGGAACACUGGCGCCCCCCGAUGGUGACUAGCCUAUAACACCGCUUGCGUCACAGAGUUCAGACGAGCAUCGGCCAUCUCACUUCCUCAAAAAAAACUUCAGUCCCAAAGAAAAACAGAAGCAAUCCCUGGAUACAUGGGUGACCACAUCAAGGACAGUUAUGGAGCGUUAAAGCAAGCGGCUACGACAAGCAAGCUAGACACAGCUAUAGGGAACAGGAAAGUGAAGUGAGGAGCUUCCUGUGACCAUAUCGUCUGCUGAUCCCCAGCGAAACCCUUGACUCCUCACUGAGGAGACAUGGAGGAGCAGGGGGAUGCUGGGAUUGGGGGUUUGUUGGCACCCAGCCCACAGAGUGAGGCUGUAACCCAUGAGAUGGGCGAACUGUCCCUGCACCCCAACCAGAGGCUGCCCCCCCUCAACGAACGCAAAAAUGUUCUCCAGCUGAGGCUACAGCAGAGACGCACCCGCGAGCAACUCAUUGAUCAGGGCAUCAUGCCACCCCUGAAGAGCCCUGCAGCGUUCCAUGAACAGAUCCGCAGCCUUGAGAGAGCCAGGACUGAAAAUUUCCUAAAGCACAAAAUACGCAGCCGUCCAGAAAGGGCCGAGUUGGUCCGCAUGCACAUCUUACAAGAGACAGUGGCGGAGCCUUCUCUGCAGGCCACUCAGCUGAAAUUGAAGAGAGCUCGAUUGGCUGAUGACCUGAAUGAGAAGAUCGCUCAACGCCCCGGCCCCAUGGAGCUAGUGGAGAAGAACAUCCUGCCUGUGGACUCCAGCGUCAAGGAGGCUAUCAUUGGUGAAAAUGCAAACUAUAUUUACAAUGGUCAGAUGCAGUACCCUAGAACUCUAGAGGAACUAGCUGAUGAGGACAGUGGAGAUGCGUUUUCACCCGAGCAGCCAGCUAGUCAUGGGUCCCAGGGUUCUGCAGCCUCACCUGGGGAGGUCCGGGCCAUUGAAGAGUCCUCACCAUUGCCUAAUAACUUCUUACAGCACUUUCCUGCAGUGACCAACACAACAGAUUUCCUCAAGCCUUUUUCCACCAAAGAGCAAUCAGUUAGCCCUCCAGCACCCAUGCCACAGCUAGUCACCGUGGCCCCUGUGAAGUCUGGGCCCACCCUUAUAAAGCAAAGUCAGCCUAAGUUACCUGGGGACAAGAGCCGCAGUAGGAAGAGCAAGGAGGCCAAGCCACGUGUGAAAAAGUUAAAAUAUCAUCAAUACAUUCCCCCAGACCAGAAACAAGAACCCAACCAAGCCCCGAUGGAUUCCUCAUAUGCUCGUUUACUACAACAACAGCAACUAUUUUUGCAGCUACAAAUCCUGAGCCAACAGCAACAGCAGCACUACAACUACCAGACCAUCCUUCCUGCACCUCUCAAGCCUGUGAUAGAAGGCCAAAACAGCAGUGCCAUAGUGGCUAUCAACAGCACCAGCAGCCUUUCUGCCUCUAUUGUGGUGUCUCUGCCCACAGCAACACCUGUGCGGCCCAACCGCAAGGCAGGCAUACUACCUGCCAACCUGGAGGAGAUGAAGGUGGCAGAGCUGAAAAUGGAGUUAAAGUUACGUGGUCUUCCAGUGUCUGGAACAAAAACAGACCUAAUUGAACGGCUUAAGCCUUUUCAAGAAAACAAUGCCUGGACUGCACCCAACAUCUUCACAGGACCUAACAUGCAGCCCUGCAGCACACCUAUGGAGGUGUCCAGGACCACUACAACCCUAUCCCCCAUCCAACAGCCCUCUGAAAAUCGGAGCUCCACUCCACCUGUGUCUCCUGGUUCUUCAGAGCUUCACAGCAAAGAGGACGCAUCCAUGGAGGGACAGGCAGAGGGCCAAAACCCCAGUUUAGUAACGGCAGCUCCUGUUCCUGAGGAACAGGACCGGAGACUGCACGAAAAGGAGCGACAGAUUGAGGAACUGCUGCGUAAACUGAAGCAGGAGCAGAAGCUGGUGGAAGAACUGAAGAUGCAGCUAGAGGUGGAAAAAAGGAGUGGACAGGUUGUUCCACCUGCAGAAAAUAAAUACACUUCCAGUCCAGCCACUAUGUUGGCGUCUGUCAAAACAGAAAACACUGUCCCUCCUAACUGCACACUGAGUCCACACACUACGUCAACGCUAUUGAAGCUUGAGGAGGCCCAUCCUAACCAGGUGACAGCUACUCCUCUCCGUCAGUUCAUUAUCAGCCACCAAGGAUUCCCACAGGUCAUAGGACAGCCCCAGACUCUUCUAACCACUCCGCAUGGGAGCACUCAGAUCCUUCUUCCAGUGCCCCUGGCAAAUAAUACCACUACCAUCCAGCUGCCCAACACUAAUGUCAAACUACAGCCAGUUUUGCAGACUGCCUCUCCAUCAGUGCCAGGUAUAAUUCAGACCCCCCAAAUACAGCCCACCAAAGCAGAGAGUCCUACAUCACAACAGCUGCUCAGUCACAACCACAUAGUUCAGGCCCUGCCUUUGGGCACCACCAAGAGGUCAGGUUUCCAGCACGGUACCAAUGAGAACCCAGUAGGCCUGGAGAUACCUCAGUGCUUCCUCAGCAGCUCCCCAGAUAGCAGGAUCUCACGUCAGACUUCCCCCGUCCCAACAACCCUUAUCAAUGGGCCACUAAACAAAACAUCCUUCAUCCAGCAGUCCCCAGUUUUCAACCAUACGCACAAGAACAGAGAACCACCCCGCUAUGAGGAGGCCGUCAAACAGACCCGCAGCCUACAGAAUGCCGCCGUCUCAGAGAUUCCCACAGCAACGAGUCAACAGAUGGAUGAUCUCUUUGACAUUUUAAUAGAAAGUGGAGAGAUCACUCCCUUUAGUCAACAGGACCCAUCUGUGCCUAAGAUGAUGCCUGUCACGGUCAGCAUCACCACCCUGCCUAUCAGCACCGCCCUGUCCCGUCCACCCGCCCAGGUGCAGAUGGCACCCCCGCCGACGCUCAUGGUGGAGCCCAUGCCCAGCCUGGCCUCCCUGGUCUCCGACAACCAGUUGGAGGCUCUGCUAGAGGGCACGCUGGUUGGGGACAUAGAGCCGGAGCAGAGGACUUUGGGCCUGCUGGAGGAGCUUCAAAGCCAGAUACUGGAGCAGCCAAACUCCCCAAUGGACACUUCAGAGCUGGGUUUCACCGUCCCGCCUGCACCUUCCUCCUCCGCCCUGUCCUUUAGUCUCCAAGACACUGGCCUGGACAACAUGGAGUGGCUGGACAUCACUAUGCCUGGGCCCAUCGGCGGACUCAAUCCAUUGGGCAUCACCUCUGAAUUCCUGGAUGCUCAUGAUCUGCAGCUGCACUGGGACUGACAGGAAUCACUUCAACAAGCCGUCUGUCUGUGGGGGAAGUAGGGAUCGUCUGUGUGGUGGUGGUUCGCGUCUGGCAGCUUUAUGUGACUAGACUUCACUUAUGCUGGUUCUAAUCACCAUCUGUUCUCAUUCACCUUUUGAUCAGAAAAGACACAAGAGCCUUGUGGGUAAUGCUGGCUAGGGCUCUCUUUGCUGUGCCAUUCUGAGAGGGAGCUGCAGAUUGAAUUCUGCUGUAUUGCUAUUUUGGGUUUUUUAUUCAUGUGCCAUUGACAUCAGAUUGGUUGCAGUCAGGCUAUAAAUAUCCUCACAGCUAGUUUUAAAGAAGGGUAAGCUGUCGGUUCCAAAUGAUGUGGCAUCACAGUAGAGUUCACUUUGUUUGCAAAAUUGAAAAUUGAGCCUUGAGCAUUAGCGCUUCUGUCCGUGAUCAUGAGUGUCUGUGUGGAGGAUGAGAAUGUCAGACUCAACCUGGCAGUCAAGUCAUGUUUCCCAGAAUUCCCUUUUUCAGCACUGACUACAGCCUGGUGUCUGCAAGAUUCAGUGGCAAAUACACUACCAUUCAAAAUUUUGGGGUCAGUAAGAUUUUUUAUAACAGAAAUUGAGUGUUAUUUAGCAAAGAUCUAAUUAUUUGAUCAAAAGUGACACAUAUAAUGUUACAAACGAUGUUUAUAUGUUUCUAUUCAUCCUAAAAUAUUAAUAAUAUGA
This is a messenger RNA of Sinocyclocheilus grahami, 4184 nucleotides long. RefSeq names its product MKL/myocardin-like protein 2. The coding region runs from base 504 to 3482 and encodes 992 amino acids. NCBI's taxonomy places the organism in Eukaryota, Metazoa, Chordata, Actinopteri, Cypriniformes, Cyprinidae. Gene Ontology annotation, biological process: positive regulation of transcription by RNA polymerase II; smooth muscle cell differentiation. The record is from RefSeq and is a predicted model, not a curated record. The transcript is spliced from 16 exons. Gene Ontology annotation, molecular function: transcription coactivator activity. Gene Ontology annotation, cellular component: nucleus.